Cydia amplana is the source of this 1259-nucleotide messenger RNA. RefSeq names its product probable cyclin-dependent serine/threonine-protein kinase DDB_G0292550. The transcript has a single exon. The record is from RefSeq and is a predicted model, not a curated record. Bases 51 to 1211 code for a protein of 386 amino acids. NCBI's taxonomy places the organism in Eukaryota, Metazoa, Arthropoda, Insecta, Lepidoptera, Tortricidae.
UAGAAAAGUUAUAAUGGCUAGUUGUGAACUAUGUGAUUGAAGAAUUAACUAUGUAUUUUGUUAUUUUAAUUGUCCUAGUUUCCGUUUCUGCGAGAGAGUUUUCACAAAUGUUUAAUUAUGAGCCACGUCAAGAAAGAUUUGAACGGCCAUUUAUCAAUCCACCUGCACCACCUAAUCAUAGGAAUAGACAAGAAAGUGUCAACUAUAACAGACAAAAUGGACACGUGAAUUUAAACCAACACGAACAAUUUAAUAGUGACGGCAAUGUCAGGAGAUGGGACGCAAAUCCAAAUGAAGAUCGUUUUCAUGAGAAUCUAAAUAGCCAAAGGCAAUUUCAUCAAGUAAAUAAUAGAGAAAGAUUUUCUAGUGAGAUAAAUGAGAGAAAUAGGAACGAAAAUCCAAAUCAAGGUAUACCUUAUGGGCAAUUUGAACCAAAUAGAAGAGAAUUUAGUUCUAAUGAUAGAAAUGACAGAGGCUUCCAGGAGAGGAACCCAGGUCACUCUCAUGUGAAUUUAAACGACCGUGAACCAUUUAAUGCGCAAAAUAAUAGAGGUUUAAGUGAUAAUGGCUAUAGUACGGUAAAUUACAAUAGUCAAGGGCGCUUUAGUGAUAACACAGGAAGCGUGGACAUAAACAUGGCUUUUGAUAGACGGGGUAAUCAAAAUAGACGUGAACAAAGCAAUUUGAACAUACCACGUCAAAGUUUUAACAUCAACAAUGAAUACUCUAACAGAGAUGUCACUAAUAAUAGAAGUAGGAAUAGUAAUAGAGAUGAAAAAUACAAUCAAAACAUUUUGAAUGCCCGUAGGCAACAAGAUGAAAUGACAAUGGAUGAUUAUAACAGAGAAACACAGAAUAACCACAGAAGUUCAGACAACCGAAGCAACAACGGUAUAGUUCCGUUUAUAAAUAAUCUAAGCAACAAUACAAAUCAAAACAGAAAUCAGAAUCCUAAUAAUAAUCACAGAAAUUCAGGAUUAAAACAAAUAGAUCAAAGACCGAAAACAGUGAUAGAAAACGAAGUAACAGAAAACCCUUUGGGUAGUGGGGACAAAGAAAACAGUACUAUGGGUAAAGACGAGUGGGUGUGGGGUAUAGAGGAAACUACUACGAUGUCCCCAGUGACUUUGGACGACAGGGCAGCAUUCAGUGGAGACCACUGUCCGACUGGGUACGCGAGGUUUAAGGGAAUGUGUGUACCUGAAGAUUAGAUAGAGGACUAUGUUUGUUUUGGUCACUUGAUUUAUGAUAUAUGACGU